Aedes albopictus (Asian tiger mosquito) is the source of this 1321-nucleotide messenger RNA. It is a transcript of the gene Cpsf5, whose product is annotated as cleavage and polyadenylation specificity factor subunit 5. The coding region runs from base 222 to 914 and encodes 230 amino acids. Gene Ontology annotation, cellular component: mRNA cleavage factor complex. The transcript has 6 exons. Lineage: Eukaryota; Metazoa; Arthropoda; Insecta; Diptera; Culicidae. Gene Ontology annotation, molecular function: mRNA 3'-UTR AU-rich region binding. The record is from RefSeq and is a predicted model, not a curated record.
GGAAAACAUUCUUUUUCUGGAUCUUCUUUACCGACUGGCAACUGUCAAGCUUUAGGUAAAAAAGUGUAAAAAAUAAUUUGUGGCCGCCUUUCAUCGGAGCUAACACCUGCUUCUUCGACUGUUCCGUGAAGUUGCGGACAUUGGAGUGGAAAUACCCAGCAAAAUCGCGCGCAAAGUAGUGACUGCCCAGCAACCCGGGUGAGAAGACGUGAAAAUCAAAGAUGGCUACCCAGUCCGUAAACAAAACCGGCUCCGGCUGGCCGAGGCGCACCAGCCAGGGCACCCUGAACGACAUCAGCAAACCGCAAGGAAAAGAAUCCAUGACGCUUAACCGGACGAUCAAUUUAUAUCCGCUCACGAACUACACAUUCGGCACGAAGGAACCGUUAUUUGAGAAGGACCCUUCGGUGCCGGCACGGUUCCAGCGUAUGCGCGAUGAGUUUGACAAAAUCGGAAUGCGACGAUCGGUGGAAGGGGUGCUGCUGGUUCACGAACACGGUCUUCCGCACGUCCUGCUGCUUCAGCUGGGAACGACUUUCUUCAAAUUGCCGGGCGGAGAGUUGAGUGCCGGAGAGGACGAAGUCGAAGGGCUCAAACGAUUACUGACGGAGACUCUAGGCCGGCAGGAUGGCGUCAAGCAGGACUGGAUCGUCGAGGACACAAUCGGCAACUGGUGGCGACCGAACUUUGAGCCCCCGCAGUACCCGUACAUUCCGCCGCACAUCACCAAGCCGAAGGAACACAAGCGGCUGUUUCUGGUACAACUGCACGAGAAGGCGCUAUUUGCCGUACCCAAGAACUACAAGUUAGUGGCGGCUCCGCUCUUUGAACUGUAUGACAACUCACAAGGAUAUGGCCCGAUAAUUUCGUCCCUACCGCAGGCACUCUGCCGGUUCAACUUCAUCUACAUGUAAGGCAACUGAUGGCAGAGAGACAGAUAGGAGAAAGAAGCACAGGAGCGGGUCCUUCGUUCUCGGCGAGCGCUUUGCUACACCAUCAUGCGCAGUUCCGGUUUGAUUCUCAUUCGACAAAUAACGCUGAUCUUCCUCUCCUCAAUUCCCUCCCGUAAAUACCUAAUAAUCCCCGGGAGGACAGUAGUUGCUCGCCGCCCCGAAACCACGUACCGGCUAGCCAAGGUAGGAUCCGUCCUGUGUGUAUGUGUGCGUGCGUGUGUGAUGUAGUGUAGUGAGGUGGCGAUUCGUCACCAUUUAAGUGGCGGAGCAAAACCCGUACCAUAUGAUUAAGGUGGACGCUGCUGGUUGUAUUGAAAUCAGCGUCCGACUCAUAAACCGGCUACGAAAUAAAGUCAAUGGAAAUUGGA